This is a messenger RNA of Penicillium macrosclerotiorum, 543 nucleotides long. RefSeq lists its product as uncharacterized. Bases 1 to 543 code for a protein of 180 amino acids. The transcript has a single exon. Lineage: Eukaryota; Fungi; Ascomycota; Eurotiomycetes; Eurotiales; Aspergillaceae. The record is from RefSeq and is a predicted model, not a curated record.
AUGGCCUCCUUCUUCCGGCGCGUCAUACCCGCGCGCAUCCCCAAUACUGGCUCUCAACAGCGUGACCACCACGCCAACGAGCGCACGUUUCUCUCGUGGACCCGUGCCGGCCUGGGCUUCGCGGCCAUGGCGCUGGCCCUCGAUCGUCUCGAUGCAAUUGACCGCGUGCUCUCGAUCAAACUGGGCCUUGGGGCGCUGGCGCACCACCCAAGUGACGAGCAGCCCGGGCGCUCGCAAUCACAGGCCCAGCCACAGCCGCAAGUAGAACAGUCACAACCCCAGGCAGGCACCAGGGCGACCCCGACGCAGAGGAUGAACCCGACAGUGCUUGCCGGGGGCUUUUCAGCGGCCCGACUCUGCCAGGUGCUCGGGCUGUGGUCCCUAGGCUACGGGUUCUUCCGGUAUUGGUCCAUGAGACGGUAUUUGUUGCAGGGUCAAUUUGUGCCUGCAUUCUGGGGGCCCGUUCUGAUGACGGCGGGGAGUUUUGGAGCAUUCAUUACAUUGGGGUUGCAGAUGGACCGGCGACAUUCGCAUGCUUCGUGA